CCCUGUUUUCACCCAGUUAAACGCAUGUACUUAAAAGACAGGCCACUACCAUUCACCAACACAAGCACGAUUCACACAGUAUUCAUGUCAGAAAGGUAAGAUCGCUGCUGCGGGGACUCGGAUCACUGGAAGUGGACCAUGGCGGCUGCCACGAGCAGCAACACAUCCACAGCCACGCUACAGAUCAAGCACUCCAGUAUCGAGCAUACACGGAAACGCAUAGACCCAAGGAGGAGGCAGGCGGCGUUGUCUUUUCUCAGCAACAUUUCUCUAGAUGGACGACCCGUGCAAGACGACGCAGACAAUCAAACCGGGGAGGACAACUCUCUCGAAGCACGGACUAGACAGAGCCUGGUUUCCCCGGAGCGCUCGGCGUACGGGGCGGCUGGCGCCGCCGGAGCCGCCGCUGCUGCUGCGGCCGCGGCGGCUGCGACCACGGCCGCCCAGGCGCUCGCCUUUGCAAACCAGGCUCUCCUCGCCAGCUCUCGGGCCAGCUUCGGGACGGGUCCCACGGCCCCUCCGGUGGGUUCAGACGCUGAGGGGGACGCUUUCGUGCCCUCGACGUUCAGCUCUCCUUUCUCUGCGGUGCCAGCCUCGGCGAGAGGGAGGCUGCAGACGUACACUCAGGGAAUCCUACCUGCCCCCUACUCCAGGCAAACCUCCCAAAACUACUGCCUGGAAGGCGGACAGAUAGCAAACUCUGCCAUUGAGCUGCAGAGGUCAAGACGGAGACUGAUCUCUCAGCGCUCGUCACUUGAAACACUAGAGGACAUUGAGGAAAAUGCUCCCCUACGAAGGUGCCGGACCCUAUCGGGUUCACCCCGACCAAAGAGCUUCAAGAAGAUCCACUUCAUAAAGAACAUGAGGCAACACGAUAUGCGCAAUGGAAGGAUAGUCCUUAUCAGUGGCAGAAGAUCCUUCUAUAGUGUAUUUUCAGUCCUGCCCUAUCGAGAUUGUAGCCAAGCAGGGGAUGUAAAGCUGGAAGGAGGACGUCAGCGGCACCCGUCUGGAGGCGUCAGUGCCAAGGAGAUGGUGAUCGGGCUGGAGGGGGUGGAGCUGGGAGCAGAUGGAAAGACUGUGUCCUACACCCAGUUCCUGUAUCCCACUAAUGUACUGGGCGGCCGAAGAAACACCAUCGACUCCACCUCGUCCUUCUCUCAGUCUCGUAACGCUAGCCACAGAAGCCUCAGCCUGGGCCGAGCCAACAGCAACCAGAGCAGCUUAGACACAGGGAAUGAUUUGGGGGACUUCAGGGAGUACGACCCAAAUCUGCUGGAUGACCCGCAGUGGCCUUGUGGGAAACAUAAGAGAGUCCUCAUCUUCCCCUCCUACAUGACCACCGUCAUUGAAUAUGUCAAACCCUCUGACCUCAAGAAGGACAUGAACGAAACCUUCAAGGAGAAAUUCCCCCACAUACGGCUAACGCUCAGCAAGAUUAGGAGCUUGAAAAGGGAGAUAAGAAAGUUGGCCCAGGAUGAGUGUGGUUACGAGGAACCAACAGUGGCCAUGGCAUUCGUCUACUUCGAGAAACUCGUUCUUCAAGGCAAACUAAACAAGCAGAACCGUAAACUCUGCGCUGGAGCUUGUGUCCUUCUGGCGGCCAAGAUCGGCGGUGACCUCAAGAAACAUGAGGUCAAGCUGCUUAUAGAUAAACUGGAGGAGAGGUUCCGAGUGAACCGCAGAGAGCUGAUUGCUUUUGAGUUCCCGGUCCUGGUGGCUUUAGAAUUCAACCUGCACCUGCCCGAGCACGAGAUCAUGCCCCACUACAGACGCCUGCUGCAGACCUCCUAGCAUUAGUGACCCAUCAGGGGGUUUACAUCCAGGUUCUCCUCCUGAUCCUACGCUCCCCAUGGUUUCCAUCUUUUCAGCUCUCGACUCCUCUUCUUCUGACAGAUCUAAGGUACUGCAGGAACCUGCAGCUGCCAAACGACAACACCCUUAUUUCCCUCAGAGACACAUAAUCAGCCAAAGGGACCCACAUUUCCAAAACUUUUUUCUAUUGUUUGACUUCUACAUUCGUCAUCACUACAUAGACUUCUGAAAGAAAGAACUGUAUCGUCUGCAAACUGGUUGUUUUUCUAGUUUGCAUGUCUUAAUAGUUACUUUGUAUAUUUUCGCCCUCUCUUGUUGAUUAAGAGAAUCUGAUGAUGGACUUUUUCAGCUAAAGGAACCAAUGAUUGUAACUUUUUUAUCAUUAAUCUCCUUGUAAACUUUGGUUUGAUUGGUUGCCUGCUGGCUGGCGUAAAUUCAAACAAAAGCCUUUAAAGCAGCUGAUUUUAGGCUGGACUUUUCCUCAGAGUGACUCCGAUUCCUGCAAGUCUUCGUCUUAAAGUGCACUUUUUCAUAAACUAAGGGGGAAAGGGGACAUUUUCUAAGACUUCUACUGAGCUUUGAAACUAACCCUGAAAGAUAAGCUGUGUUCAUGAGCACCACAACUAUCUGCAUGAAUAGUAACCAUCAUUUGUACACGCAGGUACCUGCAGACCAGAUGGGACUUUCUAUUUUCACUGAAGUAUUCCAUUCAUUUUCUACCAUUCAAGUGCUUGCUAUGGACUAACUGAGAACAGACCCACUCUUUAUCAGUGUCGAAUUCCCUGUGCUCUAUGUUAGAGUGUAUUGCUAGCACGUUUACAGUGCUAAAAUGAGGUCAGAAGGGUAGUUCUGAAGAAGUGUUUGAGUGCAAAAAAAUGCCAUUAAGCAGUGAUCAGGAUCAGCAGAGGGGUUCUGAAGUGGCCAUGAGCAGAAUCCUUUAAAGGAUUCAAGGACACUUCUCUUCAGCUGACCUGAAAUCCGUAACGAGAUUCCAACAGGGAUCAAUAGCAGAUUAAAUACUGCAUAUAGCUUGAAUCUGCAUUGAUUAUCUAAAUUUUAUAUGUUAAAACACUAAAAAUCAACAAAUUUACUAAUAGGACCAAUCUAAAAAGUCUUUUCCAUUCAUUUGAAAUGAAUCAAAACUCAAUUUCCUGACUGUAUUGACUUAAAUUGUCUCACACAAUACUACAGAGUAUUUAGAGGCCAUUAAACUCUGUACAAUUUGACCUACUCGUUAAAAGGUGUUAAAGUCUGCUCUGAGUAUUUCUGAUAUUCUAGUUGAAUGAUGAUAUUGAACCAGAUUGUCAUUAGAAAAGCAUAUAAAAUGCUGAUUAGAGUUAAAAGAAUCGUUAGCUUUUUUCUGUUUGCAAGCCCAAAGACUUUUGCGUUCAGAUGCACAAUGAAUACUCGUUGAGGGACAAUUCAUGGGCGACACUUUUGACCAGUGUAAGUUUGUAAAUAAAUUGCUUCGCUUGUUCAAUCAAAACAAGACUCUUGUAUUUUUCUGCACUUAUUUGAUUGGAAAGCUGUAGAGAGAGGAAAUAGUGGGGAGUGAUACGCAUCAAACAGGAUCAGGUGUCAGGCCUACAGAACUGAACCAGUGUCCCAGUUUAAAACAUCUUACUGCAUCGAGUGAAUUUUCAUCUCUCAGCACGCCGCUGACAUUUACUGUAAGCUAGCUAAAACAGACUGGGAGUUUGGAUGAGUGCCUCGGCUGAACCUCUGACUGAACUCAACAGAAACUCUGGCCCACUUUUGGUUUUCUUUUUAUCUCAGUUCACUUUUAAGAAAUAAACUUCCCCAGCCCUUGCAGAUAUUCUCAGCUAACUUAUUUUGAACUGACUCUGUUUAGAAUCAGUUCAUGUCACCUGGGCUUAAACCAUUUAUAUCAAGCAGCAACCUCCACAGUAGGUAGAUGGAUGGAUAAAUAGAUGGAUAGAUGGAUGGAUAGAUAAUGAAUUAACAGUUAUUAACCACAUUUUUUGGAAUGUCUAGUUCAAUUUCACUAGCCACACCUCUGACAUCUAUCAGCCUGGAAGACUACAAAGCCAUUUCUGAGGCUUUGUGAUUCAAGCAAACCACAUUGAGGGCCAUUAUCUACAAACAGAGAAAACUUGGAACAGUGGUGAACCUUCCCUGGAGUGGCUGGCCUACCAAUAUUACUCCAAGAGUGCAUCAAAAACUUAACCAAGGUGGUCAGAAAAAACCUAGAACAACAUCUAAACACCUGCAGGCCUCAUUUGACUCAGUUAUGGUCAGUGUUCAUGUUUCAACAAUAAGACAGAGACUGGGCAAAAAUUGCAUCCAUCAGGAGAGUUCCUCUACUGACCCUAAAAGGACACAACGGAUUGUCUCACAUUUGCCAAAAUCAUCUUGAUGGUCCUAAGACUUAAGAAAAUAUUCUGUGCGUUGACAAGACAAAAGUUGAACCUUUUGGAGGGUGUGUGUCUGGUCAAACAUUGUGGUGGUAGUGAGAUGGUCUAGGACUGCUUUGGACCUGGAUGGCUUGUUAUAACUAGAAAAACACUGAGAGGGCAGACCUUCGCCAUUAGCCCUAUCUCCCAAUAUUAAAGAAUCCUUUGAAAAAUUCCUGGAUCCAGAGGGUGAUCCGGAUCACUCCCAAAAUCGAAUCAG
Cheilinus undulatus (humphead wrasse) is the source of this 4446-nucleotide messenger RNA. RefSeq names its product Cdk5 and Abl enzyme substrate 1 (gene cables1). The transcript is spliced from 10 exons. Gene Ontology annotation, cellular component: cytosol. Gene Ontology annotation, biological process: regulation of cell cycle; nervous system development. Lineage: Eukaryota; Metazoa; Chordata; Actinopteri; Labriformes; Labridae. The record is from RefSeq and is a predicted model, not a curated record. The coding region runs from base 139 to 1791 and encodes 550 amino acids.